Messenger RNA from Mercurialis annua (annual mercury), 1626 nucleotides. RefSeq names its product pto-interacting protein 1-like. Gene Ontology annotation, molecular function: ATP binding; protein kinase activity. Gene Ontology annotation, biological process: protein phosphorylation. The coding region runs from base 249 to 1394 and encodes 381 amino acids. NCBI's taxonomy places the organism in Eukaryota, Viridiplantae, Streptophyta, Magnoliopsida, Malpighiales, Euphorbiaceae. The transcript has 8 exons. The record is from RefSeq and is a predicted model, not a curated record.
CCAGUGGAUCAAAAUUAAUUAAAAAAAAGAGUAAUUUUACUCUAAUUUAUCAUUCAAUCAGUUCAUCGGCCGGCGGCCUCAGAUCAUUAUAAAAGACCUAUAAUUAACUCAUUUCUCUUAAAUCAUCUUAUAACUAAACGACUAUCAUCUAUUUUCAUUUUCUGUGUUGUGUACUCAGAGGAGCUUAUUUUAGUGCCUUUUUCUUCAAGAAAUCAAAAUUUGGAGCGACAUUUCUAAGGAUUUGAAUCAUGAGCAACUUUGACUGCUGUGAAGAAGAUGACACAUAUGCUGAUAAUAGUGCAGCAGGAAAUGUUAGUGACGGGGAUGAUGCAUUAGACGCGGUAGAUGAAAAUGUUAGACAUGAUGAUGAUGCAUUAGACACGGCAGAUGAGGAUGAUCAAGCUGUUAAAAUCCAGCAUACUGAGGUCCCUUUCAUUUCAUUGGAUGAAUUUAAGGAAAUCACAGAUAAUUUCGGAGCAGAUUCUCUUAUCGCAGAGCGCUCAUAUGGAAGCGUAUAUUAUGGAACUCUUAAAAGUGGGCAAGCUGCAGCAAUCAAAACAUUAGAUGCAAACGAACAGCCUGAUGAGGAGUUCUUGGCGCAGGUUCUAAUGGUAUCAAAACUUGAGCAUGAAAAUUUUGUACAAUUGCUCGGUUAUUGUGAUGGAAGUUCCCGUAUACUUGCCUAUGAAUUUGCUUCCAAUGGAUCUCUUCAUGAUAUUCUCCAUGGAAAGAAAGGUGUUAUAGGAGCGCAGCCGGGUCCUGUUCUUUCAUGGCAGCAGCGAAUGAAAAUCGCUGUUGGGGCUGCAAAAGGCCUUGAAUACUUGCAUGAAAAAGCUAAUCCUCACAUUAUUCAUCGUGAUAUUAAGUCGAGCAACGUUCUGAUUUUCGAUGAUGAUGUUGCAAAAAUUGCAGAUUUUAAUUUACCAAAUGAAGCUCUAGAUAUAACAGGACGUCUUCACCCCAACCAGGUUUCGAGAAGAUUUGGUUAUCAUGGUCCUGAAUAUGCAAAGAUGAAUAGAGUGUUGAAUGAAAGGAGUGAUAUAUACAGUUUUGGAGUGAUCCUACUUGAGCUUCUGACUGGGCGAAAACCUAUCGACCGUACAUUACCUCGUGCACAGCAGAGCCUUGUGAAAUGGGCUACACCAAAACUUCAGGAUGACGAUUUUGGGCAGUAUGUUGAUGCGAGACUUGAAGGGGACUAUCCGCCAAAGGCAGUUACCAAGACUGCGUUUAUUGCUUCCUUGUGCAUGAAUGACGAACCAGACUUCCGGCCGAACAUGAGUUUUGUAGUGAAAGCUUUACAGCCCCUCUUAAUUACCCGGCCAGAAUCAGCUGGAGAAACUCCAAGCAUUACCCAGUCGGAACUGCUAGCUGGUGAAAUUCCAAGCCAAUAAUUCUACUUCUACUUCUACUUGUAUGUCUGUUGUGUUUGUUUCCGGGUCCAUCCCGAUGCAAUCUUGAGGAGAGACAAGAAAGAAUAUAGCUUAGUGUAGUAUUCGGAGUACCAUAUGCUUCCAUUACUUCCUUUCUAUUUGUAUUUCAUUUGUUCAUAAUGUAGAAAGCUGUUUAUGCUGUCAAAUUUAAUAUAUAUAUUUUUCCUUCAAUAAUAUUUAUCUUUUGGUUUAA